This is a messenger RNA of Stomoxys calcitrans (stable fly), 1383 nucleotides long. It is a transcript of the gene mRpL37, whose product is annotated as large ribosomal subunit protein mL37. Gene Ontology annotation, cellular component: ribosome; mitochondrion. The record is from RefSeq and is a predicted model, not a curated record. Bases 102 to 1325 code for a protein of 407 amino acids. The transcript has 5 exons. Gene Ontology annotation, molecular function: structural constituent of ribosome. Lineage: Eukaryota; Metazoa; Arthropoda; Insecta; Diptera; Muscidae. Gene Ontology annotation, biological process: translation.
UAAUCGAUUGCUGAACAGCAACGAAACCAAUUCGAUUGAACAUCCAGUGGAACUUAUUCCCUCUUCCGAAAAAAUAAGCAUUAUUAAAUAAUACAUUGACAAUGCGUUUAACACCUCGUUUAUGUGCUCAACAUUUGGGAUGGACCUUCAAGAAACACUGGCAAUCACAGGGAAAACGCAUACCCAGGGAUACUGGCGCUGCAAAUGAGUUGGCUAAAGUGGGUAUAAUAGUUAAAGAUCCCAAAGAAGUUCUCAACCCCAAAAAAGAGAGGCAGCGCUUUGUCAUUGAUCCUGAUACUCAGGUGGGUGAUGAUGAAACCAAUUACCAGUGGCACCAACAAAAAUGCUAUGUUUAUUCAAACGAAAAUGUAUUACUUGAGGGAAUGUCGCAAGCUCAAGUUCUUACCAAAACAAUUCGAGUAAACGGAUUGCCUAAGCCACUGACGGAUAUGUUGGCGAAUUUAUCACUUCCCAGCACCAUUGAUCAAAAUAUUCUUCAAUCGAUAUUGGCUUCCACUUUACUUGAUGCGGAACAGGUGGUACUGCCUAAGAUCAAGUCGGACGAACGGCCGGCAUUUAACUUUCCAAGACAAUAUGGUAUUUCACAGUAUCGCCAAAACCGGCUUUUGAUAAACAGACUUUUAACGGAAUGUGAAAAAAUCGCUAACCCCUCCAUUACCUCUCAACGCCGAGUAAUAGAUAAUGCUGACUUCACCGUAUCUGUGCCGAAAGAUGAGGACUUGAUUCAACUCGACUUGGAAGUACAUAAACUGGUGACAGCCAAUAAGGCCAUAGAACCGAUCAAAGGCAAAUUUGAGUCGGAUAUACCAAACAUGUACCCACUAAAAUGUACGACAUCUAUACCGUUAAGGAAUACUUAUUGCAGUGAAACAAGAUUUCCCCUUAGCAACAGGAUUAAUUGCUCGCAUCCCCACACUAUUUUUACAUUCUUUAAUAAGGAAAAUGUCCGAAAUAUUCACGGUUCAAAUGUGUCAAAUGCCCAGUUCCAGAGCCGUACUCUAUUAAGUGCUUUUGCAGUUGCUGCAGCGAGGGCGAAACAACUAUACGGAGAUGCAUCCUUAGAGCACAUCCCUAAGCCCAUAGUAAUUCAAAGUAUACAAACGGAUGGGCGUACAUUUCACUUUGGCGUAUUCCAGCUAAAUACAUUGAACUUAGGCGAGAAUUCAGAUGCCAGAAAUUAUUGGUUCCAAGAAGAAAAUAUGCAUUUGUUUACACAUUGCGCAUACAAAUGUGGUCAGCCCGUACUAGAGGGUUAUGACAAAAAAGUGUUCCGUUAUUUAAAUGCUUUUUAUCAUAAUAUGUAAAAUGUUCCCAUAAAUCAAUAGUUAAUCAAGAAAUUCACGUUGUUAUUGAUAAAAUCAA